Molecule: messenger RNA, 2202 nt
Organism: Exophiala bonariae
Lineage: Eukaryota; Fungi; Ascomycota; Eurotiomycetes; Chaetothyriales; Herpotrichiellaceae
Exons: 3
Coding region: 1-2202 (733 amino acids)
Source: RefSeq, a predicted model, not a curated record
AUGGAUCAGAACCGGCAAAGCCCAACACGUUUACCUCUACGAAGUGCGCCCGCCUUUCGUGACCUUCGCAACAACAUCCGCCUGAAUGAGCUGAACCAUCGGCAGCGUACGCAGCCAGUCGAAGCCGAUAGAGAUGCGGGCAGCCAGACACCGUACUCGAGGGCCGCAGGCAGUCGAUCUACUUUCACCACCUCACAGCAAUCAAAUAUCAACUCACGAAACGAAUCAGAGACGAAUGUUCUUAUUCAGGAAAAUAACGAUAUAGCUGCUCCUCUGAAUGGCGUCCAACCCGCUAGCAUCAUACAUGAGCACCGUAGUUCAGGUGGCGGUGGACCAAUGCAGCACUAUUCCCGCAGACCAAUCUGGGAUGACAUCUGGCUGCCAUUGGCUUGCAUCCAUGGGUCCAUGCUUCUUGAGCUCUGUUGUCUUGCUGUAUUGAUCUCAGUAUACAAAGUUCAUGGUGAGAAGGGGCUAUUCUCGGAGCCGCAAGGCUGGCGCGACCAAGCGCAGCCAUCGUAUAUUUUGCUUAAUGUGCCAGCCACUUGGCUGACUUUCGUGACAUCAAGAGCUCCGCAAUUUGCUGGAAUGCUUGCCGGACCGCUGAUGGAUUUAUGGGCGUGGAAGAUUGCACAGUCAAUGGUGGAAGCAAGUGCAGACGUUGAGGAGAACGGCUUACCAACUGUAUACCAGUUCAGCCUCUUGAUAGGUAUUGCCCUAGCAUCCUUCGACAGAUUACGUCGAUGGACGUCCUAUCGCAGCUGUCGUCGGCAGCGAAAGCGAGCUCAGCGAUCUCCAAAACUGCUAAACCGGGCCGGACUACUCCUUUACUUGUGGCUGUUUUUGAUGGGCCUUACAUUUGCAGCGGACACAUUGAUCCACUAUACAACCGCGACAAUAGAAUUCCAUAAAGUCUCACAAUCAGGCAACAUUCAAUCUCAAGGGCGCGGAUUAUCACAAAGGUGUCUCACCAUGGACCGUAUCGAAAACUACGGAUGGCCUUGCUCUCUCAACAACUUGGAGUCCGAAGAUGACUAUCUUCAAGAACAUAACGAAAUGCUUUUCCUAUCACACAAUAGUUCUGAGACGUCGGAGAUCCAUUUUUUCCAAAGCAAUGUAUCAAACUUUGCCAUGUUGCUACCGAAAACAUCAACCCUUUCUCCUUACGUCGACUUCCGGGCAUCCACGAUUGGGGUAGAGACCAGAUGCAAACCUAUCACUUAUCGUUGCAACCUAACAAGUUGGGGACCAAGCGACUUGUAUUCCAACUUCUCUUGCAGCCCAAAUUUCUGGGGUAUCCUUGGGAAAACAAUAAACCAAACUGAUUCUGAUCUAUCGCCUCUUGCUCUUAAAGUAGGCACAAAUCUAUUUGUCGCAUUUUUUGCGGACGAGGAAUUCAAAACGCCUUACAACACUGUGGGAUACAACACUACAACAGGAGAGCCAGAUUCGAGUGCUCCGAUUUGGACGGAUGACAAGCUACAGAAUGAGGUUCGAGUUACAUUUGCCGCAAGAUUUGCCUCAACGGCCAUCCGUGCCGGAACCGAUCUUUCUCUUGACGCAGGGUUCUACAAAGGUCCAAACAGUGUCUAUGAUAUCAUUCUGAGUUGCUCCUAUCAGUCUCUUCAAGUCAAUUACACUUGGUUCAAUGGUACAAUUCAGGAUAUAGCCUUCGAGCCCGUUCAGAACGGCACGAUAUCUGAGAUUUGGCACGGCCGCCACGUUCCACAUUCGGUCACGGGGGAAAGUUCCUCUCUGCAGGCCAUCCUUGCACAGGCUGCUGUGCAGCCCUCGAGCACAGCCUUCGCACAAGCCUGGGCCGACUUAUACUCGCCCGUCAUUAUGGCCACUGUCGGUGGGGUGAUGGCUGGGAGAGCAAAUGAGCUCCAGCAAGAGCGCUCACCUAUGCUGGUUGUAAAGCUUUGGAUUCCUGCAUUGACGAGCCUCGUUUUCUGCUGUCUCUGCUAUAUUGUUGCUGGAUCCAUUCUAGUCUAUCUUGCUCUACGAACCGCUUCACUAGGAGACUUCUCAGAUGCGAGGACACGGCUCGGCAUUUAUGGAAUUGCGGAUUGGGCUGCUUCGGCAAACAUGACGAGACAAACAGGCAUGCUUUGUAAAGAGCAAAAGAUAGAAAAUGAAGCUUUGUUGGUGGGAUUUGCCGGCGACGCAACCCAAGGCUACCAUUACGUUGUUCAAGCGAACUAA